AAGGCAUGUCCCUGUCUAGAUCGGUGCCUCUGUCCUUUUGCGCGCUAUGUGUGGCGUCUGUGGAUGGAGUUUCUGUCGCGUCCAUCCUCGGAUGAAAAUCUGGAAUAUAUGAGACGCGGUCAUGAAUUCUUAUCAAGGGUUCAGGGACACAACGUCACUGUUCAUCAAGGGCUAUCAUGCUACUGGAGUAAUGCGUCUGCAUCAGGACCACGGAGUUACUGACUUCCCAGGCAGAGAGGAGGGACAUGUCAACACCGAGGCGGAUUUUCUUCGGUAUCAUUUAACGAAUCUCUGUGCCACGGCCACAGGUGCGUGUUCAAAGCCCUGUGAGGACCCUGGCAGUGCUAACUCGACCAGACCCCCCUUCCCCCAUAAUCAAGAUUUCUAUAGACCAAUACACCCCAUCCGACCCCAAGUCCCCUCCUUCCAAAGCUGUCGUGAGCGGGGUCUCUCCAGAACGGGCUUCUCGCCCUCCUCAGACACUUUAAAAACUUUCUCCGGCGCGCAUUGUGAACUCGGCCCUGUCAACAACACACACCUCGAUGUGCACACAUGCGACGGCCCAGUGCUUCACCCUGCAGUUGAGGACGAUAAUACCAGACACGAGGCACUAAAAACGUUCAAUGAGACAUUGCAAUGCGGAAAGACAUUCGAUUGGAUGAGAGUGAGGAGAAAUCAGUCCCAUACAGCUAAGAUAUAUCUGCUGAAGACGGACCACGGACGAUAUUCUGAGGAGGACCCCUCGAGUGGAGCACCACGAACAAAUUUUACAACCAAACAACUCACAGAACUGGAAAAGGAGUUUCAUUUCGACAAAUAUCUGACUCGAGCUAGACGGACAGAGAUCGCAAACAGUCUCCAGCUGAGCGAAACACAAGUGAAGAUCUGGUUUCAAAACAGGCGCAUGAAACAGAAGAAAAUGCUGCGGGAAGGCCUAUUUCCAGGACUAAUGCUGAUUUCUGGGUGUGAUGAGGACUCGAAAAAAACUGACACUUGUUCAUCUCCUGACAAAAGAUCAUUUCUGGUAGGGUAAGAUUGUGGGACGGCUGCCAUAGGCUACACUAACAUCUGAACGCUUAAAAUAUAUUUACACACCCAAAAAUGAAG
Sinocyclocheilus anshuiensis is the source of this 1107-nucleotide messenger RNA. RefSeq names its product homeobox protein Hox-C1a-like. The transcript is spliced from 2 exons. The coding region runs from base 122 to 1033 and encodes 303 amino acids. Gene Ontology annotation, cellular component: nucleus. Gene Ontology annotation, biological process: regulation of transcription by RNA polymerase II. Lineage: Eukaryota; Metazoa; Chordata; Actinopteri; Cypriniformes; Cyprinidae. The record is from RefSeq and is a predicted model, not a curated record. Gene Ontology annotation, molecular function: DNA-binding transcription factor activity, RNA polymerase II-specific; RNA polymerase II cis-regulatory region sequence-specific DNA binding.